UGUAUCGGGUCCAUAAACUGCACAAAUUUUAUUGGCAGCUUGAGAUGCAUUUUUGCCUUUGUCAUAGUAGUGCUGUAAAAUAUGUCGGAUUUUCUGUUUAUUUUGCUCCAUAUUUGCGACACUAUAACUCACGAACGACUUACCAAAAAAAAACACUGUCAAGGACUAUAUUAUAGCGCGCAAAAAUACCUUUCCAACAAACUAUAGUAUGACUCGAUACAAUGAAUACAACUAGAACUACGCGCUUAAAACGAAACCUCGCGGAAAUACCACAGGACUUUUUUGACAGCCUAAUAUAUCGUUCGUUUUAUUGCACAGAAGUUCACGUCCCGUCGCCGCAUCGCCGGUAAAUUAUUGACACCUGUUUUCAACAUAUCGAUAAUAGAGGAAUUGUCCCGGUUGCCGCUAUAGGUUACUCUCCGCCGACGCGUAUUAAAAUACAUUCGAUUCGGGAUUUUAUUUCGUCGAUACGUUGAGGUUUCGCGUUCACAAAAUCACAUCACAUACCACAGUGAAUCCUGAUUAUUACUCCUCCUCACUAACAAUUAUUUUCCAUGAUAAUCGCAGGGGAACCACGUUAUAGAAACCACCCCUCUUUCAAUAAUUUUUUACCUAACCAAGCCAAAUUUUUGACGUGAAUGUCCAAAACAAAUUUUCUCCACUCGGCUUUCAUCACUCACAACUUUUGAUGAACAAAACAUUGGCAGACGAACAACGUCUCGUUAACCAUGUUCACCAUUGGAAGAUAAAUAUUUUCAAAACAAACUACUGCCAAACUAUUACAGAACCGACCACUGUAGAUGCUGAUAUAGAAUGAACUGUGAUUUGAGAACCUCAUGCGGCGUCCCUAGCACUAAUGUAAUGAUUUUUACAACAUUAGAUUUUCGUGACAUAGUUUAUGAUUUAAAGUCGUGACUUGUUCAUGCACAAACAUCGUUUGAUGUUAUUAUUGGUUGCACCACUAGAACACCAAAAAAGUGGUACAAAUUAUUGUUCAACUAUUUUCAAUCUCUUAUCUUUCAAUUAAAAAAUGCUUUCACCCGUGUUUUGUAAAUGUUUUUUUCUUGCAUAAUUAAUUGGAACAAACAUCGCCGAUCAGUAUGAUGAAAAAAUUACCCAAUGUUAAGUUUGGGGGUGAAAACUCGGUCACCCUUAUGCCAAUAUAUUGAAAGAAAAUGAUGAUGUUUUAUUUGUUCCAGUAAUUAUUAUUAUUGCUUGUACAUAAACAGGAAUUUAUGUUAAUCUCACUAUUAGCAGCCCUGAUUGCUUCCAAUGGUGUAUAUUUGAGUUUUCGAUGUAUGCUUUCAGCAAUGUUCUGUAAACAAAUUACAACCAUCGACAAGUCCAGCUACAUCGUCCGUGACUCGUUUUCCAAUCGCCGCCAAUCAUUUCCUAGCUUCACCACCUUAAUUACUUUCCUUGUUGCGAAAUACCUACACCUGGUAAGUUUUCCUCCCAAGACGAGUGACCAUUCCAGGAACGUAUGCACUAAUUGAACCAUUUACUGCCAGUCACAAUCAGUUGGCGCACUCUAACUCCAACCAAAAUUUGCUCUCACUAUCAGCCAAGCUCUCGUGUUUUGGUGAGAAGAUCUCCAUAUUUGUUUUUUUUUAUUUGUUUGGCAACAAUAGCCACUUGUACCCUCAUUGCCCGACUCCGGUCUCUCUAUCGGCAGCUAUCAGACGCACGCAAAGCCAACUUUUGUUUCAGUUUGCCUUAUUGCUUCGCCAGUGAUAAUACGGUUUUGCGCGUGGGAGUAUUGGCUGCCGCUGGCGGCUUCGAACCCCAAACCUAACCAACCUGCCUGCCAAAGGUGUGGAAACAUCAAAAGUCAAGGCCCCACCCCCUCCGGGAUCAAAGUUUGCCAUUUUUCGGUUCCCAAUCACGUAGCUGCUGCCCUGUUUGGAAUUUGUAAGCCAGCUAGAAGGAACAUUAUGUUAAUUACGUGAAGGCAAACGAUCAGUCCCUGACACUAUCAACUCCGAUUUUGUACGCUUUGGAUCAUUCACCAUUCAAACCAUCAAAAUGAACGGCCUAACCACUUUGAACCGUUUGCUUGGCAAACGAAACAAGGAAGUUUCGAAGUCCACUACGAACCUUAGCCGGUCGACGACCAAUCUGGACACCUCUAGUCAGUACAACAAGAUUGUCCCGCUGGCCGCCAUGACGAACGCUCCGUUCGAACAAACCUUCCGGAUAACGGUACUGCUGCCACGGGACCAGCUGUACGUGGCCCGAAUCGGGGCCAAGACGCGACUUUCCGCGCUGAUGGAUAUGAUUUGCAGUGAUAAGCAACUAGAUGCGCAGAAAUAUCUCUUCCGACAUCCGGCCGACUACCAGCAGGGAUUCGAGCUAGACCUAACGAUCGGGGAGGUUGGGCUGAACGAGAUUCGACUGGUGUCUAAGAAGGAGCUGGAAAAUUUGCAACACAAUGAGUAUCGGCUGAGCACCAGCGAUAUUUUCCGGCUGCAUCAGAAAAACAUCCGCGAGAGUUCCGUGUCAUCGUCGGAUUUGAGUCGAACCUCUAAGAUGGUGCUCAAAACCACUAGUCCGUAUAGCUCGACUAAUUCCCUGAACUCUAUGGAUUCUUCUGGGAUGAGUUCUAGCUCGAGAGGAGGUGUUAACGGUAACCAGCAUCAUCCGCCGGUAGCACCGACCAGGAAGAAACGAAUGGCACCUCGGCCGCCCAGUCAGAACUCGAUUCCAGAGAAAGCACCUUUGGAAACAUGUAAAGAUGAUCACAUAUUCAAAGAACCCCAGCUUCCACCUUACUCUCAAAAAAACUUCCAUGUUUCCUCCCCCAAUCUAUACAACAAAGAGUUGAAAACCGCGGAUGUUGUGAACAACAAUCAUCACAGCAACAACAAUAAUAAUAAUAAUAAUAACGCCGAUUAUAACGGCUCGGAUAAGAUCAACAGAAAAGGACACCACACCGAAACCAUUGAAGAAAUGAAUAACAUCAUCAACACCAACACAUCGUACAGUACGCUCAAGAACAGACCCACGUCGAUGUACAUAAUCCGUAGCAACACCACGAUCGAAAGCCACCGGAAUGGCGGCAAUCUGCAGCGAGCGUCGCUCAACGGAACCGGGAGUAGUAUGCAGGAUAUCACCGUAAACCACUCGCGUACAUCCUCCAACUCUUCUGAGGUGAAGGAUCCCCGCGACUUCCAAGAAGGUCCGCAACUAAACCCCACCCCCAGGAAGCGGCUCGAUUCGAACGCGAAAAAAUCCAAAGCACCCGCUCCACCGCCACGCAGUGUAUCACUCGGAACAAAGCAGCCAGAUGCAGCAAUAGUACCAACACCGUCACCGAGGGCACCCUUAAAGGCGGCGACCACACCUAACGGUGCCAGAGACAGCGAUACGAUUAUCUCGGAAACGGAUUCGAACUUUAGCGAGCCGGAUGAGCUGGUCAAGGAGAUAGACAUAACCAACAACAACUUGGAUGCUGGGAAAAGCAACCUCAUGUCGCCGAAUCUAUCCCCCGUCCAUCCUCAAAACGUCUCCAAAGUAAUGCUUAAUGUAGAUCAAACGGCAGCUAACGAGCAGCCGAACAGCCUUCCCCCAGAGAUGGAACGUAAACCCACAACCGGAGCCUCCACAGUUUCCAUCAAAAUCAUUGAAAAGCCCCCAAUCACCAAUGGGCACCAGCAGGUUGAUCCCAAGCCAUCGACUCCGGUCACAUCGAAAGUUCACAUUGUACCGCCGCCACAACCAACCAGCAUCCAGGAGAGCGCAGUGGACCGGCGGUUCUCGAACGGCGGCAACAGUUCCGACGAGGAUGUCAAAAUUUACAACAUCGAGACAGGCAAAGAGAUGAGAAUUCCGGAGAAAAAAGGCCAUUCGGUGGAGGAGCAAAUCGAAGAGGAGGAAGAACAGUGGACCUACACGCUACCGGCGCCACCAAAAUUCGCCGAUUCAUCCAUCAAGUCCAGCGAGUACGACGAGAAGCAGCGCUAUUUUGACCUGCAGUCGACCUUUGUUGACAACACCACGAGCGUGACCGAUCGGAUGACGAUCCAUUCCGGGACCGAGACGGAGAUCAUUCGACCGAUCAUCCGGGAGAAGCUUCUGGUGGAGAAAGAGGAACAAACCUGCCCAUCACCAACAGUCACACUGAACGAGAGUGAGGGUGGCACUAGUAGUGUUACCACCGCGGAAAUUCUCAUCAGCUCCGACAUGGAGGAUGGAUACCGCGGGGGAAAUGAGAUACGCGAAAGUAUGCUUCAAACGCUGGAGAAGCGAUGGGAGAAGCUGAAGGAGAGUGAGCUGCAAGAUUUGAAGGAAGCCAUCGAAAGCGACCAUUUUCAGUCAAAUGGUAAGCGUGAGAGCGUGGAGGAGAAAGAAGGAUGGGUAUCGAACGAGAGUGAUAUUAUGAAGUGUGCCAAAUUGAACGAGGAAACGGUGGUAAAUGAUACUACGGUGGUCGCCAAGCGGAGUGUUUCAAGAUCGCAUUCAGCAGUUGAAACAAGGCCUCUGGUGAAUGGGAGAACGUUUAUAGAUUCUAAUAAAAGCGAUGUAAUCAGCGAGUUGUGUCAGGUUAUUAAGGAAGAUAGUGGAGUAAAGGCUGUUUUGAAUGGGAAGAAACCAGAGGAAGCGGAAAUUCCAGGAACUUGCACCACCAACUUGAGCAACUUCCAAAUAUCUGCCUAUAGCGAGCAGAGCAACGCAGAAGACCCUUUAAGCUUAAAACCUGUUGCGUUGAGUAUGGAAACGCAAGAGCAGACGGUGAAGUCCGCAAGCGAGGAUGAGAACGAAGUUAUCAUUCGACGCAAGUUCUCCGCGGAUUCAAUACAUCGCCUUAAGUUGAGCAGUGAUGAGGAUGACUCGGCCGGUAGUGGAGACACCACAUCCGCUAACAACAACAAACGGGAUGCCGGUCCGGUGAAGCGUCGUAGCCUCAGUGUUCUCGGCAAAUCUCCGAGGAACAUCAACCGAUCGGACUCGUUUCACUCGACGCGUUCGGAUUACUUGCAAUCGUUGAACAGCACGACCACCAACGGAUUGGGUCUGACGCCGCGGAGCACUUCAUACAUCUCGCUCAUUGGAGCGCAAAAAUUCGAGAAUCGUUUCGCGCAGAUGCAGCGGCGGAAGUCAACCAGCGAGAUGAGCAUUUGUGAUUCGCCCUCACUGCAGAGCUUGGAGGUGAUUAAAAAUAUAUUGAACACAUCCAAAAGUAAUCUGGCGCAGGAGAAACCGGAGAAACCAAACGCGAGGGAGAUUCUACCGAUGGCAGCUAUCAAGAGGAACAGUUUCACCGAUAUCUCCACGUUGGUACAGCUCAAAAGCGAGGUGGUUCGAAGUAAUUUGGUCAGACGCGAGAGUAUAGUGGAGAGGAAAAUUGAAGAAUUCGAAGACAAGAAAGUGGUCGAGGAGAUGGAAGAAUUCAAGCAGGUGGAAAAUAUUGUAUCGCUUAAAACCGAGGAGAUUGAAGAAAUGGGAAAUAGUAAAAUCUCCGAUGAGAAAAUAAUAAUUGAGCGAAUUGUCGACGCAUCGAAUGAGUCUAAAAGUGAUGACGAGAAGCUGCAGAACAAGCAGCUCUCCGCAGCUGUUGUGAAACAUCCACAAACGACGGUUGUUAAUAUUUCCACUACGAGCACUACCGUGGCAAAUGGAGGAGUGAGUGUCACCAGCAUUACUCGGGCUAGUGACAGCAAUGAGAAGAAGUGGAAGUACCAAGGUCCACCGACCAUCAAUUUCACCACCUGGAACGAGCGUCCAAAGAUUGACGUAUCGAUCAAAUCCGAUCGGGACUACCGAUUCGGGGGAAGUUCAACGCUGCCCAGAGGUUAUAGAAAUGUAAAUAACACAACCAAAAUUAAUGUUAAUACUACUCCAGCGCCAUCCAUCGAUAGCGAGAACGGCAUCAAUCGUCCGGACUCUUGCGAACAUGUGCCAUUGAAAAUUGCUGGAGCGCAUUCCCUUUCACCACAACCUCAGGAAGCGAACCGCUUGGAACCAGUGUCAACUCCGAAUCCGGAUCGGCUACCAAUUGUUCGUGCCGUUGAAUACAAGAAGAACAUUGUACCACCCCCAGUUGCCCAAAAACCAUCCGAAAAGCACUACUUCUACGAUACCUUCUCUCGCACGUCCACGACUCCCGCAGCUCCGGCUUUCAACAGACUCAGUUUAGGCUGUAACAAAUUCCAGCCAAUAGUACGGGGCUUCAAAUCCAUGGAUGAGGCGGAUUCAGCCCCCUCAACACGACCCGCAUCGAUGAUCGAAUCUACGAAUGUCUCUACUGCCAUUCUCAGAACCGUUCCAAGUCGACCAGAGAAACCCGCACCCGCUGAGGCAACAGCACUUCCCUUCGGCCAGAACACGUUGCGCCGAACUGGUCUCAAGGAUAAAAUUCUCGCUCAAUCCUCAGUGGUGGAACUCCCAUCCACACAAACAGCCAUCGUUUCCGUUCAAGAACCCGUCGCACCACCCCCACCCCCACCAUUAGCUCCAAAACUGACCACCCCUGUCGUUCGGGGUGCAAUCGUGAAGAAGCAACUGCCACCGGCCGAGGUUGAGCCUCGAAAUGCCCUCCUAGAGGCCAUUCGAAAUUUCAACAAACAUCAGUUGCGCAAGGAGUCCACGGAACAAUCGCCGCAGUGAGAUUUGUUCUAAAUUUUAAACUCACCUUUGGUUUUAUUUUGUUUUUUUCGCGCCCAAAAGUUUUCGCUCAAUGCGAAAUCCAAGCUCAAAUGGUUACAACACAUUGAAGUAGCUGUAGUAGAAUCGUUAUUAAUUUAUUUCUUUGUUAUUCUCUUUUCGCUCUAUUCUUAUCCACUUCGCAACAAUCGCGAAUAUGAAUUCUUUUUUUUUCAGAAAUUUUUAACAGCGCCCUUUUCAGUGUUUUUAAAAACAUAGCACUUUUAAUCAACACUUAAUAAAUACUUAUGCAGAGAAUAUACAAAUUAUUUGACACAGAACCAAAGGUAAAUGGUGUUUACAUGGAACAGAAUACGUUUCAAGCGGGCGGGAAACCAACUUGAAUGCACAAUUCAACUAUUCAAGAUUUUAUUUAGGCUAGUUUUUUUCCCAUAACGAACGCGAAGCAGGACGGUAAAAGGUCUUUGGCUAGUGCCAACUGGUUGAGAUAUGAAUAUAAAGCCUUGAAGUAGAUAAUAUAAAUUGAAUUCACAUAUGCAGCAAAAGCACUAACGAUGCUACAUAACAACACCCUCACAAACAAAAUGUUAAAACAAAAAAAAAAAACAAGAACACUCGGGUAUUAUUCGAUAAAUUUUUUAUACAGUCCCAUUAAAAAUUUUACCACUUUGCCUGGUAUAUUCUACGGAAUCGAUACGAUCGCCUUAUAAAAUAAAUACAAACAAACGCGCACGAAAAGCUUUGUGCACGGAUGGAUUUUUAAAACAGAUGAAACAUCAGUCAUUAAUGAUUAGGUUGUAACUUAUAGUUGACUAGAUUCAUAAUACAAUGUAACCGAUGAGUAUCUAGACGGUGAAACGGAUGAAACUUGAAGCGAGAGUGUAAAUUUUAACGUGAACACGUAUUUUACAAUAAACUGAUAUUAUACUAA
Messenger RNA from Toxorhynchites rutilus septentrionalis, 7534 nucleotides. Its product is annotated as probable serine/threonine-protein kinase nek3. Gene Ontology annotation, molecular function: actin binding. The transcript has 5 exons. The coding region runs from base 2026 to 6606 and encodes 1526 amino acids. Lineage: Eukaryota; Metazoa; Arthropoda; Insecta; Diptera; Culicidae. The record is from RefSeq and is a predicted model, not a curated record.